This is a messenger RNA of Vanessa tameamea, 4124 nucleotides long. RefSeq names its product echinoderm microtubule-associated protein-like 2. The transcript has 20 exons. The record is from RefSeq and is a predicted model, not a curated record. Gene Ontology annotation, biological process: microtubule cytoskeleton organization. Gene Ontology annotation, cellular component: mitotic spindle. Lineage: Eukaryota; Metazoa; Arthropoda; Insecta; Lepidoptera; Nymphalidae. Bases 322 to 2955 code for a protein of 877 amino acids. Gene Ontology annotation, molecular function: microtubule binding.
GCGACCGCCCGAUGAAGCGCUAGUAUCGUUUCAAUUGCCGCCGAAGAAAGACGUUUCUAGUACUAUAAAUUAAUAUUUCAAAACUCUUUACGUGAAAUACGUAUCGAUGUUACUGAACAUUUUAAUGCGAUAUUAGGAAGCUGUGAAGUGUUAAACCUGUGAAAAAGUGUUUAAUGGUGUUUAACUAAUCUGUGAUUGUAAUCGUUUUGUCGAGAUUUUCGUAAAAAAAUCACGAUCAAAACAACUAACGGACUUGCCUGUCGGAUUUACGACAUUUCUAUUGGUUAAUAGAUAGUCGCUAUGCAGUAUUGACACGGCGUGAUGAUGAGGCUCGAGGCGUCAGAGAAACAGCAUCGCUACCACAACCUGUUGGACGACGAUCAUGCGAAUGAAAUGCUAGAAAGCGAGGGCGCAGGGCUGGCGGCACGAGUGGCUGAACUCGAAGUGAGAUGUUCAAGACAAGCUGAGGAGCUCCUCUGUCUGAGGUCGACCCUAGCAGAUGCGCUCCGGAGACUCAACGCGCUUGAAGGUCGAGCUCCAACUACAUCUAAUGUCCAAAGAAAUGGAGGAGGAACUUACACAGAGCGCACAACAGGGACACCGACCCGCGAGCUGAGAAUAAGACAGCCAUCCUAUAGAGAGAGCGUCAAACGAACUUCCAGCUACGGUUCCAGCGCUUCAUCUCUUUCACAAAGACGCGGUCCACAACACCAAUCGACGGGCUCGCUCCAGUCAGACUCGCCAGCGUCGUCUUCCUCCCUCUCCCCGGCACCCUCGCCCUCCCCCCGUGCGACGCCAGCGCCCCUCACUCCACACCCAGUGCAACCGUACAGAUCGCGCAAUAAUUCAACCUCCGGCAACCAGAGUCCGUCACCAGCUACCAACAAUCUAACAAAACGGUGGAAUUCAACGGGAGAUUUCAACGCACAGGGUCUUUUGCCCAGUACGAGGUUUACGACAACCAAAUCGUUGCUUAAUUUAUAUUCUAAGCCGUCUCAAAAUGGGCCUAUAUUGAAACAUGGCACACACACCUGUCAGUACAAUGAAGAAGAUGGCACCGUGAGAAUGUUCAUCAGGGGUCGGCCGGUGAUUCUGUACGCACCGAGCGACCACGACAACUUGGACCUGUCGAAGGUGGCUCCACCCCCACACAACAAGCUCAAGUUGGAAUGGGUGUAUGGAUAUAGAGGAAAAGACUGCCGCAACAACCUUUAUCUAUUACCGACGGGAGAAAUAGUGUACUUCGUGGCAGCGGUAGUGGUACUGUUCAACGUGGACGAACAAUGUCAGAGGCACUACACCGGCCAUACGGACGACGUCAAAUGCCUCGCUGUACACCCCAACAAGCUAAUUAUCGCCACAGGACAGUGCGCUGGCCAUGAUCGACUCGACGCUAGGCCGCACGUGCGCGUGUGGAACUCGGUGUCGCUGGCCACGCUGGCCGUGGUGGGCGCGGGCUCGCUGGAGCGCGCGGCGGCCGGCGUGGCCUUCUCGCGCGCGGACGGCGGCGCGCUGCUGGCCUGCGUGGACGACGGGCCCGACCACGUCAUCUCCGUGUGGGAGUGGCAGCGCGGCGACAAGGGCCACUGCCUGGCCGAGACCAAGUGCUCAGUGGAUACAGUGGUGGCAGUGGAGUUCCAUCCACUCGAUCGAAACCAAAUCGUCACCUGCGGAAAAGGUCACAUUGCCUUCUGGACGCUCGACGCUUCCAACGUUCUUUACAAGAGAAUGGGAAUCUUCGAGACCCGAGACAAGCCGAAAUACGUCACGUGCCUUGCAUUCAAUCACAAUGGUGACGUGAUCUCCGGCGACUCCAACGGCAACCUGAUCGUGUGGGGGCGCGGCACCAACACGGUGCACAAGCUGGUGCGCGGCGUGCACGAGGGCGCCGUGUUCUCGCUGUGCGGCCUCAAGGACGGCGGCCUCGUGUCGGGGGGGGGCAAGGACGGCCGCCUCGUGCUGUUCGACGCCGACCUCAGCGCCACGGGGACGGAGAACGUGAUCGAGGGCCACUACGGCGGAGUGCGCGUGGUGACGGAGGGUCGCGGGCGGCAGCUGUUCGUGGGCACCACCCGCAACUGCAUCCUGCACGGCGACUUGCAGCUCGGCUUCGUGCCCGCCGUGCUGGGCCACGUGGACGAGGUGUGGGGGCUGGCGGCGCACCCGUCGCUGCCGCAGUUCGCGUCGGCGGGCUGGGACCGCCUGCUGCAGCUGUGGGACGCGCUCAGCCACUCCACCGUCUGGAGCAAGGACAUCGAGGAGCGCGCGCAGUGCUGCGCGUGGGCGCGCGACGGCGGCGCGCUGGCGGUGGGCUGCGUGUCGGGCCGCUGGCUGGUGUACCACCCGCAGACCAGGGAGCUGCUGGCUCAGCACCAGGACGGCACGGAACCGAUUCAAACCAUCGAGUACUCGCCCAACAACCGGCUGGUGGCGAUCGGCUCGCGAGACAACUUCAUCUACGUGUACCAGGUGGACGACGACGGAGCGCGGUACUCCAGGCUCGGGAAGUGCCUGGGUCACUCGAGUUUCAUCACUCACUUGGAUUGGUCGGAGGACAGUCAAUACAUCAGGAGCAAUUCGGGAGAUUAUGAAGUGCUGUUUUGGAACGCGACGACGUGCCGGCAGGCCCCGUCGGGCGCGGCGCUGCGCGACGUCCCGUGGGCGUCGGCGCACUGCCCGCUCGCCUUCUCCUGCGUGGGCGUGUGGCCCGAGGGCGCCGACGGCACCGACAUCAACUCCUGCACCAGAACCCAGGACGGACGCCUGGCGGCCACGGGGGACGACUUUGGCAAAGUGAAAUUAUACGCCUAUCCGGUUACGCAGCCUAAGUCGCUGUGCGCGGCGUACGGCGGGCACUCCUCGCACGUGACGUGCGUGCGCUUCCUGCCCGACGACACGCGCCUGCUGUCGGCCGGCGGACACGACGCCGCGCUGCUGCAGUGGCUCGUCGACUAGCCGCCGCCGCCUCCGCCGCCUCCGCCGCCGCCUCCGCCGCCGCCUCCGCCGCCGCCUCCGCCUCCGCCGCCGCUCUGCUUCGCUUACUUCUGCCUAAUGCGCGCUCGACGGGAUUCUAUAAGGAGCUUAACUCUUCAGUUGCACGUGGCAUACGAUGUCUCCGCGUAUGAAAUGAAUCUGUUUCGUUAUCAUAUUUAGUGCAUACGUAGGAUGUGAUAGUUUUAAUUUCUUAUAUUAUUUUAAAUAUAUCAUAGCGUAGAGAGUUUGUACGAGACGAUAUGUACAAAGUAAAUUUUAGUUCGGUACAAAUAUUUUUUAUUUCUUUGGUCAGUAUAACUUUAAUUUUAUGAUAUUAUUUAAAAAAAAAAGAAAAUAAACAUCUUGAGGGCUGAGUGUGAAAAUAAUAUCGUUAAAAUAUGAUAUUUUAAAAUAAUAAGAAAGAAAUAAUUUGGUGCUUAUCCAUAUAAUAACGUGUCUAAAAAUAUUUGUCAUUUUGUUGAAUUUAAAUAUAAUAUUUUUAUAUAUUUAAUAGCAAGAUUAACAGUAGCGUUUGGGUUGGAUCGUGCGGUUGUGAUAGAAAGGUCUGAAUGUGUUUAAUAUAUUAAUACGCAAUCCGUCGAAUUAUCCGCUUAAACAUAUUUUUUAAGCAUUAUUUAUAAAACACAAGUAAUAUUUUUAGUAUUUUUUUACACAUGUAACACUGUGAAUAAAAGCUUUUUACGCAUAUUUUAUUAUCUCUAAGUAUAAUGUAUGUGGCACUUUUUAAUCUGUAUUAUUUAAUUAUGUCGCGUUUAUUAAUGUAAUGUAAUAGAUUUUUUUAUUUUAAGUUCACGAAACUUGAUUUAUGGAAAAAAAUCAUACGUAAUAGGUAAAAAAAAAUGUAUCGCCUAUAUACAAUAUAAUUCUAUAUAUUCAUUAUAGAUCAUAUAGAUUCUAUAUUAAUCGUCUUAUAGAUUAUUCUCAUAAAUCAAGUAAAUAAUUUUUAAGUUUAUAAGAUGGCAACAUUCCUUAAUUUAAGUUUAACUAGUAACCUAGUCACGGAGUUCUUCUUCAUUAUGGUUUUCAUCGUAGUUAAGCACUAAUAAUAAUAUAGAUGAUUGUUGUAUAUAAUAUACGGCGGCUCUGUCCGCCUCUUGAAUGUGCCUCUAAUAAAAACAAUGUUUACUGAA